Messenger RNA from Aspergillus steynii IBT 23096, 625 nucleotides. RefSeq names its product mannoprotein. The coding region runs from base 37 to 576 and encodes 179 amino acids. The transcript has 2 exons. The record is from RefSeq and is a predicted model, not a curated record. NCBI's taxonomy places the organism in Eukaryota, Fungi, Ascomycota, Eurotiomycetes, Eurotiales, Aspergillaceae. Gene Ontology annotation, cellular component: extracellular region.
CUCACAUUCAUCACCUCCAACCAGAAAGCAUCCAAAAUGUACAUCUCACCUCGCCUCCCCCUCCUCGUCCUCACCCUCUUCACCCCCUUCAUCUCCUCCACCCCCCUCCUGACCACCCGCGACGCAUCCGCCGUCCAGUCCGACCUGGCCAAAAUCGCCACCGACCUGAGGACUCUCACCACCGCCGUCAACGGCUACACCGGCGGCCUGACCGCCGCGCUGCAGAUUCAGACCAAAGAAUCCGCCGUCGAGGACGACAUCAACAAAGCAAUUACGGACACAAAUGCCGCGUCGGCGUUUACCGCGUCCGAGAGCAGUGCUAUCACGGCGGCGCUGGUUGGCCUGGAGCCGGAUAUUGAUUCUUCGUUGACGGCUUUGGUCUCCAAGAAAUCUCUCUUCGUCUCCGCCGGCGUCGUCAGUAUUGUGCAGCUUGAUUUGAACAAUCUGAAGACGAAGACGGACAGCUUGUCGACUGCGUUGCAGAACAAGGCUACUUCGACGGAUAAGGCGACUAUUAAGUCGAAGACGGCGGAGUUGGAUGCCGCAUUUGACAGUGCGAUUGCGGCUUACGCUUGAGGGCGCUCCAGGGAUUUAUCUAGGGGUAUGAGGCAGGAAUCUAUGGGAG